CAACUGUAGAAUCCUUCUCUUCAUCUAUUUGAACCAUCAUGUCUAAGCGUGCUGCUGUCAAGAAGGCUCCCGUCGAGAACGUCACCCUUGGUCCCCAGGUCCGUGAGGGCGAGCUCGUCUUCGGUGUUGCCCACAUCUUUGCCUCGUUCAACGAUACCUUUGUCCACGUUACCGAUCUUUCCGGCCGUGAGACCAUCUCCCGUGUCACCGGUGGCAUGAAGGUCAAGGCUGAUCGUGAUGAGUCUUCUCCCUACGCUGCCAUGUUGGCUGCCCAGGAUGUUGCCGCCAAGUGCAAGGAAGUCGGCAUCACCGCUGUCCACGUUAAGCUUAGAGCCACUGGUGGUACUGGCACCAAGACCCCCGGUCCCGGUGGACAGAGCGCUCUCCGUGCCUUGGCCCGUUCCGGUCUCAGAAUCGGUCGCAUUGAGGAUGUUACUCCCAUCCCCACUGACAGCACCCGCAGAAAGGGUGGUCGUCGUGGUCGUCGUCUCUAGUUUGUCUACACGAUUACUGUGUAUACUCUAAUAAAAAUCAUUUUCAAAUUGGCCUAUUAAUUAUUUAUAUUUUUCUUUCUAAAAACAAAAUUUUGGUAUAACUGCU
Phycomyces blakesleeanus NRRL 1555(-) is the source of this 600-nucleotide messenger RNA. RefSeq lists its product as hypothetical. The transcript is spliced from 2 exons. Gene Ontology annotation, biological process: ribosomal small subunit assembly; translation; maturation of SSU-rRNA from tricistronic rRNA transcript (SSU-rRNA, 5.8S rRNA, LSU-rRNA). The record is from RefSeq and is a predicted model, not a curated record. Gene Ontology annotation, cellular component: cytosolic small ribosomal subunit; ribosome. NCBI's taxonomy places the organism in Eukaryota, Fungi, Mucoromycota, Mucoromycetes, Mucorales, Phycomycetaceae. The coding region runs from base 39 to 494 and encodes 151 amino acids. Gene Ontology annotation, molecular function: small ribosomal subunit rRNA binding; structural constituent of ribosome; mRNA 5'-UTR binding.